Molecule: messenger RNA, 2881 nt
Organism: Theobroma cacao (cacao)
Lineage: Eukaryota; Viridiplantae; Streptophyta; Magnoliopsida; Malvales; Malvaceae
Gene: PHO1
Product: phosphate 1
Biological process (GO): cellular response to phosphate starvation
Cellular component (GO): membrane
Source: RefSeq, a predicted model, not a curated record
UCCUUUUCUUUCUCCCACUCCCCACCUCCAUCAACUCUUGUUUUUCUCCUCAUAGAAAGAAGAAGAAAAUUCAAUAAGAGAAGAGGAAGAAGAAAAACAAUGGUGAAGUUCUCAAAGGAGCUUGAAGCUCAACUAAUACCAGAAUGGAAAGAUGCCUUUGUUAACUACAGGCAACUCAAGAAACACAUAAAGAAGAUCAAGCUCUCUAGAAAAAAAAGACAACCUCCACCUGACCUAAGCCAUGACUUUGGCCGGUCCAUUUUCGACCCCAUUCGUUUCAUCGCCAUGAAACUCUCAACCAAGUUCGUCAGCUCCAAUAACAAUACUGAGAUCAUUCAGGUAAGGAGUAAAACCAUGGAGGAUGGUUCUGAUGAAGAAGAAGUACUCUAUCAAACUGAGCUUGUCCAAUUGUUUUCUGAAGAAGAUGAGGUGAAGGAAUUUUUCGAAAGCUUGGACGAAGAGUUAAACAAGGUGAACCAAUUUUACAAGGCUAAAGAGAGUGAGUUUCUUGAGAGAGGAGAGAUUCUCAACAAGCAACUUCAAAUCCUGCUAGACCUCAAGCAGAUCCUCACCGACCGCCGGCGGAAGCCGAAUGCAGGGAUCAUUCCACGUUCAUGGUCAUCUUCUCCCCGCAAUUCUGAUUUCUCAGAGAGCCCCGCAGAAUUGAAUGAUAGUUCAACAGAAACCUCGCAAACAGAUGAGGUGAUCGCAGCGUUGGAGAGGAAUGGUGUGAAUUUCAUCAAUUCAGCAACGAGGGCCAAGACAAAGAAAGGGAUGCCAAAGAUGGCCAUGAGGAUUGACAUCCCAGCCACCACACCGACUCGCACCAUCACAGCUGUUACAUCCAUGCUCUGGGAAGAUUUAGUCAACAACCCCAAGAAAGAAGGUCCAACAGAUUUCAUUAAUAGGAAGAAGAUCCAAUGCGCUGAAAAGAUGAUUAGGAGUGCAUUUGUGGAGCUCUACAGGGGCCUUGGUCUGCUCAAAACUUACAGCUCACUGAAUGUGGUGGCUUUCACUAAGAUACUCAAGAAGUUUGACAAGGUAUCAAACCAACAAGCAUCAGCAAGUUAUUUGAAAGCAGUGAAGAGAUCCCAUUUCAUUAGCUCUGAUAAGGUUGUUAGACUAAUGGAUGAAGUGGAGUCCAUAUUCACAAAGCACUUCGCCAGCAAUGACAGGAAAAAGGCAAUGAAGUUCUUGAAACCACAGCAGCAGAAAGAUUCUCACAUGGUCACCUUUUUUGUUGGAUUGUUUACAGGUUGUUUUGUGUCACUGUUCAGUGUGUAUAUAAUAUUGGCACACUUGUCUGGUAUAUUCUCACCGAGCACAGGGACAGCUUACAUGGAAACUGUCUACCCUGUUUUCAGUGUAUUUGCAUUGUUAAGCUUGCACUUGUUUUGUUAUGGGUGCAACUUGUUCAUGUGGAAGAACACAAGAAUAAACUACAACUUCAUUUUUGAGUUUGCACCAAGCACAGCCCUUAAAUAUAGAGAUGCAUUCCUCAUUUGUACCACUUUCAUGACUUCUGUGGUUGGGGCUAUGGUCAUCCACCUCCUAUUAAGGGCCGGUGGCUUUUCUCCAACUCAUGUUGACACUAUUCCUGGAAUUCUCCUCCUGAUUUUCGUUGCCCUCCUGGUAUGCCCAUUUGACAUCUUCUAUAAGCCAACUCGCUACUGCUUCCUUCGUAUAAUACGUAACAUAAUAUGCUCUCCAUUUUAUAAGGUCUUGAUGGUGGACUUUUUCAUGGCUGACCAACUUACUAGUCAGAUUCCACUGCUAAGACACUUGGAAUCAACAGCCUGCUAUUUUCUUGCCGGAAGUAUCAAAACCCACCAAUAUGCAACAUGCAAAAACGGAAAGAUGUACAGACAGCUUGCUUAUGUCAUCUCGUUUUUGCCAUAUUAUUGGCGUGCCAUGCAGUGUGCAAGAAGAUGGUUUGACGAAUAUGACCUGGACCACUUGGCUAACAUGGGGAAGUAUGUUUCGGCCAUGGUGGCAGCUGGUGCCAGGCUAACAUAUGCUACACAGAGCAACCACUUCUGGUUUGCUCUAGUCUUGGUGACUCAAGUUGUGGCCACAGUUUACCAAUUAUAUUGGGAUUUCGUUAAGGAUUGGGGGCUACUUAAUCCUAAGUCCAAAAACCCUUGGCUUAGAGAUGAACUAAUUCUAAAGAACAAGAGCGUUUACUACCUGUCCAUUGCCUUGAAUGUUGUUCUAAGAAUUGCUUGGGUAGAGAGCAUCAUGCGGUUUCGCAUCAAUCCAGUUCAGACACAUUUGCUAGACUUCUUCUUGGCUUCCCUAGAGGUCAUCCGACGAGGGCAUUGGAAUUUUUACAGGUUGGAGAAUGAACAUCUAAACAAUGUUGGCAAGUACCGGGCAGUAAAGGCUGUUCCAUUGCCAUUCCGUGAGACAGACUCUGACGGCUGAUCAGAUCGUUAAAUUGAGGAAGUCCCUGACAAGCUGACACAGAGGGCAACUGAUACCUUCGGCAGUUCGUGUCACCAUAUACUAAAGAUUCCAGGGAUCCACAUUCUGUUUAAACAGUGUGGAAGAUCUCCUCCCUCAUCAUCAACCAUCAAGCACAAAUCCAAUGCAAAUCGUAGAGCUCCAAGUGAAAGAAAACCAGCAUCAAAUGGAAAUUAAUCUUAUCCACUUUGAAUAUGGUAUUCUAACUUGGAUUUGCUGAUAUCUGAAUCAAUCUGAUCUCUUAGUGAAUAGCCAAAGGCAUUUUUUUCCCUCUAUUCUCUGUUGGAUAAUGAAGAAUGAACUUUUAAUAUGUGUUUUGAAGCUUGAAAUGUAUAUUAGUCAGUCUGUAUAAUGAUGGGAACGAUUGAUGUAUGAAGCAAGUGCUCCAAUCCAACAUCAAGCACCAUAAAUUUUCUAA